AUGGACAAGGAUAAUGCCCUCCCUCCAUCAUCACCUCACUCUCCCAUCCAUCCAUCCAUCCAUCCAUCCAUCCAUCCAUCACGUGAAAAGAUUCUUCAAGAGGGCCCCGACCGGCUUUUCCCGCUCGGUUCUCUCCAUGUAUGCAUGUAUGUAUGUCUCGAGGUGCGUCUCCUCUCAACCGAAUAUCUCCUCGUCCCAGAGCUGCAGGCGCAUCCAGACGAGAUCGCCAUGUCGUCUUCAGGCUAUCGUAUUGGGGACCAUGGAAAUGUCGCGCAGCGUGCAUAUCGUCGCUCCGUGGAGUUUUGGCCGAGACUGCCAAUACGUUUCUGCAUGUGCAUCGCGCGCGAGGGCGUCGAUCUGGCACGGGAACCAAAUUCACUUCGUGCAUCUCUGCCCUCUCAGAUCAUCGUAUCUGAAGCCGUUCAGGAUGUCGUAGCAUUUGUGGACCAAGGACCGAUGGAGCGUAUCGACAGUGACAUACCAUCGGUUCCGAGCGGUAUGCAGAUUCGAAAGUGGCGAGCCAUCGCCCAGACAUGCCAGAGCGUGGCUAGCUAUCUCCACGGGACAGAUCUUUCGGUGUGCGCCAAUGGCUCUGGUUUGCGAGUGAGAACCACAGUGAGCUCGAGUAUCAGACGGGCUGCCCAACCUCCCCUUUCGCACGCAAUGCAAUCAAAGCAUCCGAUCUGA
Dissoconium aciculare CBS 342.82 is the source of this 687-nucleotide messenger RNA. RefSeq lists its product as uncharacterized. The record is from RefSeq and is a predicted model, not a curated record. The coding region runs from base 1 to 687 and encodes 228 amino acids. Lineage: Eukaryota; Fungi; Ascomycota; Dothideomycetes; Mycosphaerellales; Dissoconiaceae. The transcript has 5 exons.